AUGUCGGCAGUAGAUAAUCAAGUUGAUUCAAAUUACAAGAAAAAUAAUAAUCGAGCACAUAAACCUGAAAUUCAACGAUAUUCAGUUGCUAAAGGAAAAUAUUCGUCACGAUUAAAUAAUGAUAGACCAUCAUCAGGAAAUUCAAAGAAUUCGAAUUCAUAUUAUAAUAAAAAUAAUGAUUGCUACUAUAACGAUUCAUCCUAUUAUGAUAAUGACUAUAAUAAUUAUCAGCAAAAGUCACAGCGAAAGCCACCGAAGAAAAAAACUAGUGAACCGGAAGUUAAAGUCAAUCAAGUAUCAUCGAAUACAAAAGAUGCAAGUGACGGUGAACAAGAAUCUGACUUAGAUAAACGGCUUGAAACUAUGACAUUUGAAAAUCAAAAAUUAUCUGAACCAAAAACACCAGAAACUCGUGGCGGCUUAAUAUUUCUUAAUAAUAAAGAAACUCACGAUAAUACAAAUGAAAUCGAAUCGUCACCCAGAGAAUUUUACAAUCAAACGCGAAAAAAACAAACCAAUAACAAAAAACCAACGUCUGCUAGCCAACCACAAUCGGUUACACAGUCACUGCGAGGUUUAACCAAUGUCACACGCACUCUCUACGAUCCCAAUGCACCAGCACCAAAAACACCACCAGUAAUUAAUAUACAACCUAUAACAACUGUUAGAGUUGCACAGAAUCCUACAUUACUACAACAACCACCACCACCGCCACCAUCAGCAUUAUCCACAAAUACUCAGCAAAUGCAAGAAUUCUAUCAGCAGCAAUUUUUCAAUCAUGAACUUUGGAAUCAAACCUAUGGCAAUACACAACAAAAUGAUGCCUGUUUACAAGCUGCACAAGCCAUGCAAAUGAGAAAACAAGCAUUUAAUUAUUGGAUUACACAAAUACAUAACUUAGAAAAAUCUUUAUCUAUUUAUCUAAACAAUUCACCACAUAUGGAAGUCAAUUUUCGACGAAUGAUGGAAGCCAAAAUAACACUUCAACAAGCGUAUAUUCAUGCGAUGAUGACAGAUAUUGAAUCAUCAUUAGCAAAAAAUCUCGAUGCUCAAUUAUGGAAAUCAUGCUUUCACAAUGUUAUUGAACGUUUUAGAGAACAUGAUAAACAAUUAAAUGAUAAUAGUAAUGUGAAAAAAUGUAUUGAAACCGUAAUUGAAGAUGGUGAACGAUUUUUUCUUGCUUUCAUUCGUCAACUUGAAUCAGCGUUUCAUAUUGAUACAAAAUUAUAUUUUAAUCCCAAUGCAUAUUCGCCUGAAUUAAAUACUAUUGUAGCUAAAUAUGCUCUUCUUUGUACACAACAUUGUUUUCUUAAUCUUGGUGAUUUAGCUCGAUAUAAAGAAACGAAUCGGAAUGGUACUGAUUAUGCUGAGGCAAGAAAAUAUUAUCUUCGUGCUCGACUAUUAUAUCCGAAAAAUGGAAAAUCAUGUAAACAAUUAGCGAUAUUAGCUGUGAUGACUCAUCGACGAUUGGACGCUAUUUAUUAUUAUAUACGAGCACUUGCCACAACAACACUUAAUGAUAGUGUUAAACAAAAUCUUGUUUCAUUAUUUGAAGAAGCUCGUCGGCGUCUCGAAACAUUGGAAAAAGAACUUAAAGAACGUGAAAAAAAAAAUGAACGAAAAAUCCGAGCAGGUAAUCAAAAAUUAGAAAUUUGGAAAAGAACAGAUGGAACCAUUGUCGGACGAAGUCUUGAUGAUGGACAAUCGAGCAAUAGUCAAAAUGAGUUCGAUGGUUGUGUAUCUCAACAAGAACUUAUUCAUUGGUUUACAUUGAAUUAUAUUGCACUACAUGGUAAAUUAUAUACAAAAACAGGAAUGGAAUCAUAUACAGAAUUAUGUUCACGAAUGCUUCGUCAAUUUCAAUAUUUACUUCGUCAAGAUCCCUGCGUAUUUGGUAGACAACAAUUAGUACAAAUGAUGGCGAUUAAUAUGUACCAAAUUGAAGUAGCAAAACAAGUUAAUGUUUCAGUUGAUAUUGUUGUUCGUUCUCAAUAUGAAGAAUCAUCUCUUCAACUAUCUCUCGAUAUGUUUGGUUUGUUAACUGAGCAGACAUCGCUUAUUAUUGAACAUCACUUAAAAGCUCGUUCAGUAAUAAGUAAUGCUGAUAAACCUGCUCCAAUAUUUAACAGUUGGCUACGACAUGUAUUUCCAUCCUUGAAAAUUUUUACUGAUUGGAUGACAUGCAAUGCAAACUCAUUUAUACCGUUACCUGAUCAAUUACCAGCUGAAUUCGGUCCACAUCCAGAUAUUCUAAUGUCGCUUGCAAAAGUUAUUAAUCUAAUUCGAACAAUUGAUAGAACACAUAUUCAACUUGGCUCAAAUUUAACAAUACCAGUUAUUUUGGAAGAAGAUAUUGAACUGAGCGGUUUUUAUCCUUUACUUACACUACCAGCUGAUACAUUACAAACAACGAGUGAUACACCACUUGAUGAGGCAAAAGAUUGUAAACGCAUUAUUCGUUUAUGCUUUUUUGCUGAUUACCUGUGUGGUCUUAAACAACCAGUAUUCAUUUAUAAUGUUCAACAAAAAACUUAUCAUCCAGCUUUGAAAUCAGCCAUUCAUUCUGAACGAAGUAAAAGUCCAGCAAAUGACAAUCCGAAUUCAUCAAUCGAGCAUGAGUUUCAUACAAGCGAACCGACUUCUCCAUUGCCCAACUCGAAUAGUACUGAUCAAUCAUCACCCGAUACAAUUAUCAAUGGAAUUGAUAUGAAAGAACUUAAACUAAAAAAGCGACAGCUAGAACAUCAAUUAGCAGAAAAACAAAAACAAGAACAAGUUGUUAAAGACAUUCUCAAUACAUCUCGUUUAAUCGAAAUUGAAGUGAUACCACGUUUUAUUGUUCUUGAUACGAACUGUUUUGUCAAUUAUCUACCCAUUAUAUAUAAACUAAUUAAACAAGGUCGAUUUAUAAUAAUUAUUCCAUUAAUUGUUAUUUGUGAACUUGAUAAAUUAUCUGUGACGACCAUUGCCGAUGAUGAUUCAUAUGAACAUGCAGAAAUGGUUCGUCGACAAUCGAUACAAGCUGUUAAAAUGAUUGAAGAAUGUUUUGCUAGUAAAGAACGACGUGUACAAGCCAUGACUGGCGAAGGAACGGUUUUAGAUUCUAUUCAGUUUCGAAACGAAGUCAAAAAAAAUGAAUCGAAUGAUGAUACAAUCUUGGGAUGCUGUUUGAAAUAUUGUCGCGACAAUCCAAGAGAGUUUUUUCCACAGAACAAAGAUGGAGCUAUUCGAUUGCAUCGCGAGGUUGUACUGAUAACCGAUGAUAGAAAUUUACGUUUAAAAGCACAAGCUCGAAAUGUUCCCGUAAAAGAUCUUAUGAAAUUUUUUGAACUAGCUCAAGUUGUUUUGUAA
Rotaria socialis is the source of this 3351-nucleotide messenger RNA. Lineage: Eukaryota; Metazoa; Rotifera; Eurotatoria; Philodinida; Philodinidae. The record is from the annotation of a GenBank genome assembly.